Molecule: messenger RNA, 1613 nt
Organism: Helianthus annuus (common sunflower)
Lineage: Eukaryota; Viridiplantae; Streptophyta; Magnoliopsida; Asterales; Asteraceae
Product: formin-like protein 2
Exons: 5
Coding region: 218-1297 (359 amino acids)
Biological process (GO): regulation of DNA-templated transcription
Molecular function (GO): DNA binding
Source: RefSeq, a predicted model, not a curated record
ACAUUUUCCGGGAAGAGACGUGUUAAAGGAGGAUAUAUCCAAAACUAACCACUCACAAAACCCUAGUUAACCUUAACAACCCAAUCACUCACCCUUAUUCACUUCCUUAAGCAACACACAUACUCACCGAUCCAGAGUCAAACGACACACGGCGGAGCUGACGGCGGCGUCGUCCUCUCCGAAGAAUUGACCUUCUCCCACACAAGUCCAAUUCGCCAUGUGUCCUCCAGCACCCAUUCCUUCUGCUGCAAUUGAACUCGAUAUAUACUCAACAGAUGAAACCAUAUGUAAGUUAUUGAUGCAACUACAAAGUGGACACACUCCGCCGCAAAAUGUACUUUCUGAUGUAGAUCCUUACCAAUACCCCCCCUCAAAUCUCCCUGCUGACAUGUGGUACUUCUCGUCUGGGUCAAAAAUAGAUACUAAAUUCGGGUUCUGGAGGUCCACAGGGGAGGCUUGUAAGGUAUACUCAACUACUUUGAUUGUCGGUUUGAGAAAAACUCUUCAAUUCUACGAAGGCCCGGUCCAUGAUUUACAAAAGACGAAUUGGAUGAUGCAAGAGUACACGACAACUGAACUUUACACUAGUAAACUGGAUCCUAGAGCGUUAUGCAGGGUGUUUUUGGUAGAUGACAGUAGUAGUGGAGGUUUUAAAAAUGAACAUUUUGUAAAGAAUAUUGAUGAUGUGGCAGUGGCAGUGGCAGGACCGUCUGAUGUGGCGAAUCAAUGUUUAGAUCAGGUUCUUGAUGAUUAUGUUUCAGAGGGUGAUUACUUGGAGUUGGAUGAUCUGGCAACCCCUCUAUCACGUACUACCAGUUCUGCUGAUUCAAGCUGUAUGACGAUGAGUUCGGAAGAGUUAUUUGAUUCAGAUGCCCUAUUGCGUGAACUCGGUGAUGACGUUGUUGAUCAAGAGAUUCAAGAUUCAAGAAUCAAGUUGAAUCUUUCUGCACCUGCAGAGUUAACGCAAGUGGUUAUGCAACCAACCACUUUAGGAUCUGUUGACCAAGUCAACGAGUCCGAACCUUGUAAAGGACAAACUUCCAAAACAAAUUCCACCACUGAAGACAAGGGCACGCCAAACGAGGCUGACACGGCACCACCACCACUAUCAUCACCACCACCACCAUCGUCACCACCACCAUUGUCACCAACUCCAUUAUCACAACUACCAUCGUCGUCAACAGCACCGCCACCACCACCACCACCACCAUCACAACCACCACUGCCACCAUCAUCAUCUAACAAUCGAACCAAAAGGCGCAAGAUGAUUAAGUAUCUAUGUUUCUUGGCAUUCUAAAUGAACAAGUAAGUUGAUGAUUUUGUUUGCUUGCUAAUCAUAAUCAGUUGGAGGCCUAGAUAAGUUAUAGAUUUUAGAAGUUGUGUAUAAAGGCAGCUUCUUCUGAGAUGGACUGUAAGUUGUGUGUAGAGAGAGUUGGAUAUUGUAAUGUGUAAAUAUAGAUUAUAGACCAAAACAAUUGAAGACUGAUGGUCUAUUUAGAGGGUUAUUAUCAUCAUCGUUAUAUAUAUGUACAUAUAAUAUUAAAUUGAUGUGAUGUAGACCUUCAUAAUAUGUGUGCUACAUUGGAUAGAACUGGGGGUUUUGUUUUGAUUCA